CGUCCGCCGGGCACGGGCACUAUUUUACCUAUAGCGAUUGAGUAUGAGCUCGUACGGUGGGUCAAUGCGCUUGGAGAUGAAGGGGUCCCCGUAACCACAACGAUGUUGAAGAUACAGGUCCUUGAAGUUUCAAAAGUAGCCAAGAUUUCCAACUUCUCAGCAUCUUGGUGCUGGCAAAAGCACUUCAAGCGCCGGCAUCAGUUUUCGUUGCGAGCGAAGCCGCGGUAA
This is a messenger RNA of Phytophthora sojae, 228 nucleotides long. RefSeq lists its product as hypothetical. The record is from RefSeq and is a predicted model, not a curated record. The transcript has a single exon. Lineage: Eukaryota; Oomycota; Peronosporomycetes; Peronosporales; Peronosporaceae. The annotation marks the transcript as partial.